Tetrahymena thermophila SB210 is the source of this 1857-nucleotide messenger RNA. RefSeq lists its product as hypothetical. The record is from RefSeq and is a predicted model, not a curated record. Gene Ontology annotation, biological process: cytoskeleton organization. Gene Ontology annotation, cellular component: cytosol. The transcript is spliced from 9 exons. Lineage: Eukaryota; Ciliophora; Oligohymenophorea; Hymenostomatida; Tetrahymenidae.
AUGACUUCAACUUACUAAGAUUUAGAUAAAUAAUGUUCUUCUGAUAGAGAAAGGCUUUUUUUUUUGCUUGAUGCUCUUGAAUUAAAUUUAGCUAUUCUUAAAAAAGAUAUUAUGCUCACGUUAUUUUCUUUAUGCGCUAAAUUUUAAAAUGGGAAAAUGAUCUUAAAUACAAAUUUUAUUGAAGAACUUUAUCAUAAUGAUGGGAUUAACAUAGUAGAUAGUACUUUUAAGGAUUCAAUUGAGAAAUUAGUACAAUAUUAAGCAAAAAAGAAUAAAAAGGUAGACAAUUCUCCUAAUGAUACAAACGAAAUGAUCGAUACCGAAAUAUAAUUAAAAGCAUCAUUAAAUACUUUAUUUUUAUUGAUAAUUCACAUGCAAGAAACAAACAAAGAUGAUUUGAUAAAAUAUUUUGAAGAUAAAAAAUUUGAAGAGUAUUUGAUGAAAAUGAUUUAGCUUUCAGUCGAGCUCUUUUUAAUACCUAUAAAAAAAAUAAUUAGUUUAUUUUAUCUAUAUCUGAAAAUAUAUCUCUAAGAUACCAAUGACUCAGGGACUAAGUUAGACGAUAAUUACUACACUGAAGAUAAUAUGAAUUAAAUAGACAAGGGACCACCAAGAUUAUUCAUUUAAAAUCCCACUAAAAUAGAACAAUUUUACUAGAGAAAUAUUAUAAAUUAGGCAGAUAUUGCAUUAGCUUAAAUUAUAGUAGUGGGCUUACUUAGAACUAUGCUCACUACAUGUGCAACAAACAAUAAAUAUAAUCCUACAAAUACUACAAAGGGAAUAGAUUUAAAUAGAGAAUGGGAAUCUUCAGUGAUACACAUUUUACAGUAUAAAGAUGAAAUUAACUUACAAAAAGAGGAGUUAAAAAAAUACAUGGAUGACUAUAAUUAAUACAUUGAAAAUAAUAAAGAUUUUCCUCAAAAAGAUGAAAAGGAAAGUGAGUUAAACAAAGAAAAGUCAAUAAUUAAAAUUGAAUUAGAUAGACAUAGAUUGUUUACUGCCAAUAUUAUUUCAAGUUUUAUUCUUUUGUUAGCAAAGAAGUUUAAGCAUAAUUGUGUUUGGUAAUUUUCUUAUCUAAUCUAGUUAAUUACUGAUGCAAAUGGAGUCUUAGUCUUCCUUAAGUUUUUAACAGAUAAAUUUUUAAGCAUCAACUAUGAAAUUCCAUAUAUUUUAUCCGAUAAAGUUGCUUUAAUGGAUAUUGCAGGUGAUACUGUUUACAAGAUUUCCAAAUUGAUGUAUAUCACUUGCAAUAAUUUCACAGAGAAGAUAUCUUAGUAUUUAAUAGAUUAUUAAUCAUUUUUUAUAUUGAAGAAGUUGCCUUAAUAAUUCACUAUGAGAGAAGUUAGUAAAUAUUGUUAUAAGCUAAUGAAGUUGUAGAUUCCUAUGUUUGAUAAGAGAAUGUUAAAAUCUAAUUAAAGUUACGUGAAAGUUAUUUCUGACCUAUUCUGUAAAGUUUAUCCUAACUUUGAGCCAGACAAAUUUACAAAAAUAUUCAAAGAAGAACAAAAAAAAUUCAUGAAUUAAGCAGAUAAGGCUAUGAAAGAUGAGCCACUUAGAUAAUUAUAUUUACUUGAGGGAAUUAGAGACAGAAAGUCUAUGCUAGCUAACUAUUGUAAUUAAGAUGAAGUUCGUAAAAUAAAUACAGAUUUUAAUAAUUAUCAUUACUGGAAAGCUGAUGAGUCCAAGAAGGAACUGAAAUAAAAGUUAAAUUUAGAUGAAUCAGGUAUCUACUAGGACUAGCUUAAGCUUAAAAAAUAAAUUCUCAAUAAAAUGUGGGAUGAAGUUUAAGUUCCUGAAGAUUUUGAAAAUAAUUAUGAAAAGUGGCUGGAAGAUAAUGUGUGGAAUUAUUAUGAUUGA